Molecule: messenger RNA, 2994 nt
Organism: Rhizopus microsporus ATCC 52813
Lineage: Eukaryota; Fungi; Mucoromycota; Mucoromycetes; Mucorales; Rhizopodaceae
Product: NAD-dependent glutamate dehydrogenase
Exons: 4
Coding region: 1-2994 (997 amino acids)
Cellular component (GO): mitochondrion
Molecular function (GO): L-glutamate dehydrogenase (NAD+) activity
Source: RefSeq, a predicted model, not a curated record
AUGACAGACAUGGGCUACAAUGCCAAUGUGUUUAUUGGAAAGAAUGAACAAAUGAUUCAAGUGGGACAAUAUUUGACGAAUUCAGGAUUUAUUCCAAAGGAGUUUGUUCAAAAUGAAGUUGUUUGGUUUUAUGAAAACCUUGGUAUAGAUGACUAUUACUUUGCAGUUGAAUCAGUUGAGACAAUUGCUAAUCAUAUUACUGCUCUUUAUGGUGCCAAAAUACUCGCUUAUACAAAAAAUGAAAGUGUGGUAGAUAUCAAUCUCGAAAAAGAAUCGGAAGACUCCUCGGUUUACAUUCACUCUUCCCCUCCGGGUGUAUCUCUUCUCCAGGGCCAUCAAUGCGAGAAAAGAAUUGAUGAAAAAUACUUGGAUCUGCUCGGUUCCUCGGAAGCCUAUCGUGUAGAAUCGUAUCGUUCAAAUGCUACCGCGGCCUCAGGCAUGUCUUCUCAGUUAAGGUGUUACUUUGUCACCAAGUGCCAGUUCAAUAGUCCCAAGCCUACUGCAGAUCAAGAACGAGAUAUUUAUCAAGUGGCAGAUCAAAACUUUUUGAAAAAGGCGACAGAGUAUACCCGAAAGGUCUAUCAGGAUGUGAUGUGUGAUGUACUCGAAAGGACAGGUCCAGUGAUGGAAAUGUAUGAUGUGCCAGGUACAAGAGAACAUCGUUUGAUCAUUGGUUAUCGCCAGCGAAGUACUCAGGGUUUCUUUGCUGCUAUGUCUGAUCUCUAUCAUUAUUAUGGCCUAUAUUCCACUCGCAAAUAUGUUGAACAAUUUUCCAAUGGAGUGACCAUCAUGGCAUUAUACUUGCAUCCUCUAUCUGAUCCAAAAGAUGGAAUACCCAUCGAACAUUCUAUCCAUCAAGUGAUCAGAGAAAUUUCUCUCUUGUAUUGUUUACCAAAGAACCCACUUCAGCACUUCUUUGUCACCAACAAGCUCUCCGUACAGGAAACCGUUUAUGGUUAUGUUGGUUGGAUCUUUUGCCAGCACUUUUUGAAUCGUCUUGGACAGGAGUACAUCAGUCUGACCCACAUCCUUGAUUCUGCAAACCCCUUACAUGAGGAGGUCUUGGCCACGAUCAAGAAACGGUUACGACAGGACACAUUCACUCGCGAAUACAUUUUGAACAUUAUCAGACAACACCCCGAUCUUGUCAAACUUCUCUACGCCAACUUUGCCAAGGUGCACUACCUCAAUCGACGUCAAGGCCGUUUGCAACAGACAAUCUCAUACCAACGACUGCGCACAAUUGAGGAUUUGACAGAAGAAGAACUGCGCAAAAAGAUCAAGUCAUCGACUUCCAACAGCCACGAGCAGCUCGUGUUUGAAUCGUUCUUGACUUUUAAUAAGCACGUGCUCAAGACAAACUUUUACCAAUCAACCAAGGUCGCACUUUCCUUCAGGAUGGAUCCAAGCUUCUUGCCCGAGAUCGAGUAUCCAAAUCCACUCUACGGCAUGUUCUUCGUCGUCGGUUCCGAGUUCCGUGGGUUCCAUCUCAGGUUCCAGGACGUAGCAAGAGGCGGUAUUCGUAUCAUUCGCUCACGUAACCGUGAAGCUUACUCGAUCAAUUUGCGAACCUUAUUUGAUGAAAACUACGCCUUGGCCGCCACACAACAAAGGAAAAACAAGGAUAUUCCCGAAGGUGGGUCUAAGGGCACGAUUCUGCUCAAUAUCGAUCAGCAAGACAAGCCUUUGGUUGCCUUUGAAAAAUACGUGGAUUCUAUCUUGGAUCUGUUGAUUGUCGGAUACGGAGACCCCUUGGUUGAUCUGGUGGGUAAGCCUGAGAUCCUCUUCUUUGGUCCUGACGAAGGUACAGCCGAUUAUAUGGAUUGGGCAUCUCAACAUGCUCGUCGUCGUCAUGCUAGCUUUUGGAAAGCCUUUACGACAGGCAAGUCACAAGCUCUGGGUGGUAUACCUCAUGAUCUAUUUGGCAUGACAACGAGAUCAGUGCAUCAGUAUGUCUUGGGAAUCUACCGUAAAGAUGGCUUAAAGGAAGAAGAGUGCACUAAAGUACAGACAGGCGGGCCAGAUGGAGACCUCGGGUCCAACGAAAUCAAAAUCUCCAAGGACAACACGAUUGCCGUGGUGGAUGGCUCAGGCGUCCUUUAUGAUCCUGUAGGCAUUGAUCGUGACGAGCUGAACCGAUUAGCUCAGUCUCGAUUGAUGAUUCAUCAUUUUGACAAAAAUAAACUAUCCCCUCAAGGCUUCUGUGUCCUCGUAGACGACAAUAAUGUGACAUUACCUGAUGGUACUAUGAUCGAAAGCGGAUUACAGUUCAGAAAUACGUUUCACACCAAUCCUUUGGCUCAAGCAACCGUAUUUGUUCCCUGCGGUGGACGUCCAGAAUCAGUUGGACUCGAUAACAUGCACAUGCUAAUAGAUUCUGGUAAUGGCCCGUUAUUCAAAUAUGUCGUAGAAGGCGCCAAUCUCUUCUUUACCCAAGAAGCUCGUAUUCGAUUGGAAAAGGCAGGUAUAAAGAUAUUCAAGGACGCCUCAGCCAACAAGGGCGGUGUCACUUCAUCCUCUCUCGAAGUCUUGGCUGCUUUGGCGUUCAACGAUGAAGAAUUUGAAGAGCACAUGUGUGUGAAACCGAAAGGAUCUGCCCCCGAGUUUUAUCAAGCUUAUGUGAAGGAAGUUCAGGAAAUCAUAGAGCGUAAUGCACGAUUAGAGUUUGAAGCGCUUUGGGAAGAACAUAAAAAGACACAGGCGCCCAUAUCCGUCCUUUCGGAUGAACUUUCGACAGCCAUCUUGCAACUCAAUGAACAACUGCAAGUCACAUCGUUAUGGAGCAACCAUGAUCUGCGUCACUCAGUCCUUUCAAAGGCAUUCCCUAAGCUUUUACUAGAUAAACUGGGCAUGAAGACGCUACUGGAAAGAAUACCAGAAAACUACGUAAAAGCUAUCUUUGGGGCAGCCCUUGCUUCGCAGUUUGUUUAUAAACAUGGUCCUCGUCCAGAUAAAUUCGCAUUUUAUGAUUUUAUGCAAGAAAACUAUAUCUAA